GACACAGAAAUAGACACACAAAGAUGACUAUAAAGGCAGAGUUACCUGCUGCCAAUAGGAAGGCUAACAUAAAUUGAAGGCGUAUCUUGGUCAAGGCAAACUAGGUUGCGCUCAGCGCGAGAACUUGAUACAGAGUAACAGUAAAUCAGACGGACCUACAGUAUCAGCGUUGAAAUUUCCAACCCCGUUGAAAGUAUUUUUGGCGAGUGAGAGGAGCGAGUGAGAUCACUGCGGUCUCUCCCUUUUGAUAGACUUGUUGUUGGGCAAGGACAACGCAGGAUCUUUUUUUAAGGCACAGUUUGUUUUAUAAAGCACACUGGAAAUGUCCGAAAACAAGCCGAAUGAUGACCCGAAGUUAUCUACGACGGACAGGGUGGUCAAAUCGGUUCCGUUCCCCCCUAGUCAUCGUCUGACGAUCCGAGAGGUGUUCGACAAUGAGGGGAAGCCCAAGGUGGACGUGCUCAAGGCUCACAUGACUAAAGAGGGCCGUGUGGAGGAGAGCGUGGCCCUCAGGCUCAUCAGUGACGGAGCUGCCAUCCUACGAGCAGAGAAGAACCUGCUGGACAUUGAAGCUCCGGUGACAGUUUGUGGAGACAUACACGGCCAGUUCUUUGACCUGAUGAAGCUGUUUGAAGUGGGAGGAUCACCAGCAACAACACGUUACCUUUUCCUUGGAGACUAUGUGGACAGAGGGUAUUUCAGUAUUGAAUGUGUGCUUUACUUGUGGGCCUUGAAGAUUCUUUACCCCAAAACACUGUUUUUGCUGCGUGGGAACCACGAAUGUAGACAUUUAACAGAGUAUUUCACUUUUAGGCAGGAAUGUAGAAUUAAGUAUUCUGAGAGGGUGUACGAUGCCUGUAUGGAUGCCUUUGACUGCUUGCCUCUCGCUGCCCUCAUGAACCAGCAGUUCCUCUGCGUACAUGGAGGACUGUCUCCAGAAAUCACUAAUCUUGAUGACAUCAGGAAAUUAGACAGGUUCAAAGAGCCUCCUGCGUAUGGACCCAUGUGUGACCUGCUGUGGUCUGACCCCCUGGAGGACUUUGGGAAUGAAAAGAGCCAGGAACACUUCACACACAACACAGUCCGAGGCUGCUCCUACUUCUACAGCUACCCAGCAGUCUGUGACUUUCUGCAACACAACAACUUAUUAUCGGUCAUCCGGGCACAUGAAGCCCAGGAUGCUGGAUAUCGCAUGUACAGGAAGAGCCAGACUACAGGUUUCCCUUCACUAAUCACCAUCUUCUCAGCACCCAAUUACUUAGACGUGUACAACAACAAAGCUGCCGUGCUGAAGUAUGAAAACAACGUUAUGAACAUCCGACAGUUCAACUGUUCUCCUCAUCCAUACUGGCUGCCCAACUUCAUGGACGUCUUCAGCUGGUCUCUGCCCUUUGUUGGGGAAAAGGUCACUGAGAUGCUGGUCAACGUCUUGAGCAUCUGCUCUAAUGACGAGCUGAUGACCGAUGAGGAGAUGGAUGGACAACUAAUAUAUGCCCCAAAGAAAGGGGCCACCGCCUCUGCACGCAAGGAGGUCAUCCGAAACAAGAUCCGAGCGAUUGGCAAGAUGGCAAGGGUAUUCUCUGUCCUCAGAGAGGAGAGUGAGAGUGUCCUGACGCUAAAAGGCCUGACCCCCACUGGUAUGCUGCCCAGCGGAGUCCUGUCUGGAGGCAAGGAGAAGCUGCAGAAUGAAACUGCAGCUACUAUUGAGGCUAUUGAGACUGACGAAGCCAUAAAGGGAUUCUCGCCCCAGCACAAAAUCACAAGCUUUGCAGAGGCCAAGGGUCUGGACCGCAUCAACGAAAGGAUGCCCCCUCGCAGGGACACGCUGGCUUCAGACGCCAGUCUCAACUCCCUCAACAAGGCCCUGUCCUCCGAGACCAACGGCACGGACGUGAAGGCCAACACCAGCAGCAGCAACAUCCAGUGAACAGAACAGACAUCCUGCUGUUGAGGGUGGCCGGCUGUGGGGUAGGAGACGGGGGUCAUGCCACCCCCCCAUACUGCAGCAUGCUACAGCAUAGCCAUAGAAGACACAGAGGAUGCCCCCAUGGGUUACGUGAUAAUGGUGGAUCUGAGAAGCAGGGAGAUCUCAGUGUACAGGGUGCAACGUCUCCAACUUGUGUUGGGACGAUGCAGCACUUUCGAGUCUUUGAAUAUGCCUUUAAAACGUUUUUCUUCAGUAAAAUCUGGUAAGGUAUGGUUGGCUUUCAUCUUCAGAAUAGCCAAGGAAUGUGCUUUAUUCUGCACCACAGUGGGAAUGAGAGUGAGAAAUAUUCUCCAAAGGGAGAUUAUAUGAGCUCCUCACUCAUUUACUGGAUAAGGGACUUCUUACUAACUAUUGUACGUUUACAAAAAUACAGCACUAAACAGCAUCAAACACAUUUUUGACAUAUAAAGGUGUACAAACUAAAUAAGGACUAUUUAUUGAUUACUUUUUUUCCUACUCUUAUAAAAUAGCUCUGAGUUGAAUUAGGCAGUCUUAAAGAGAAUGUUGCAACAUUGUUGAAAUGCCAAAAAAUGUUAUAUGAUUUUGUACAGUUUAUGCUUACCUCAGGUUUAUUUGGUGUGUGCGUUAACAGGAUUAUAUGUUCAAUGGCUAA
This is a messenger RNA of Hypomesus transpacificus, 2600 nucleotides long. Its product is annotated as serine/threonine-protein phosphatase 2B catalytic subunit alpha isoform-like. The record is from RefSeq and is a predicted model, not a curated record. Gene Ontology annotation, molecular function: calmodulin-dependent protein phosphatase activity; calmodulin binding. NCBI's taxonomy places the organism in Eukaryota, Metazoa, Chordata, Actinopteri, Osmeriformes, Osmeridae. The coding region runs from base 323 to 1927 and encodes 534 amino acids. Gene Ontology annotation, cellular component: calcineurin complex; cytosol; cytoplasm. Gene Ontology annotation, biological process: calcineurin-NFAT signaling cascade. The transcript is spliced from 16 exons.